Molecule: messenger RNA, 1101 nt
Organism: Mytilus californianus (California mussel)
Lineage: Eukaryota; Metazoa; Mollusca; Bivalvia; Mytilida; Mytilidae
Product: universal stress protein YxiE-like
Exons: 4
Coding region: 477-974 (165 amino acids)
Source: RefSeq, a predicted model, not a curated record
UGCGUCCUAGGUAUCUUCUUUCUCCAUUUUAUAACUGUUUAUGUUUACAUUCUACUAGUGUGUUACAUGUUACAAUAAUUAAAAAUACAUUUUGUAGAUCAUGAUCACAUUACUGUUAAUUGUUCAAUGUUUCGGAUACUAGCAGCUAUCUCAUAUUAAUAGCGUUUACAAAAGUACAAUCAAUAUAAUAAGACAGACGUCGUACUUGUGGAAUAAUUACGCUUGAGAAAUAUAUUCUCCCUUGUGUUUAAUAUGGGACUUUGAUUAAGUACUGUUCUGUUCUUAUAAUCAAUGAUCUCUGAUAAUUGGAAAGCUAAGCAUGAUUAAUAAUUGUGUAAACAAAUCUAUUGCAUUUUAUACACCGAUUGGCAUAUUGUCUUAAAGAGCAGCACUUUGUUUUAUUGAACCGAUCAACUAUUAAAAGUGCUUUAUAGUUUUUCACUAAAAGGAUAUUGAGAAAUUCAUCAGAAAAAAGGAUGGCAGAGAGUUCUGAUAAAACCAAAACCGGUAAAACUGUAGUUAUCGGCAUUGAUGGGAGCGAAAAUUCACUGUUUGCAAUUGAAUGGUACGCAAGCCAUGUACACAGACAUGAUGAUCACGUGAUAUUGGUUUAUUGUGUAGAGAUGAGCGAAGUUCUUACAUCGUCGGACUGGUAUCAUUCUCCUAACCCUGGUGACGUAGAUGCGUUCAAAACAAUCCUAGAUCAUGAGGUUAAAAAGGUCCAAAGUCGGUUGGAAGAAUUUGGAGAAUUGCUGAAGAGGUUAAAGCUUAAUGGAGUUGUGAAGAGUGCACAAGCCCCAAAACCUGGAGAAGGAAUCAUCCGUGUUGCUAAAGAAGAAGAUGCUUCUCUGAUCGUUACUGGAACAAGAGGUCUUGGUAAAAUACGAAGAACAUUAUUAGGGAGUGUCAGUGAUUAUCUAGUUCACCAUUCUACUGUCCCUGUACUCGUUUGCAGAUUCAAAGAAAAGAAAUAGAAACCAAAUACAAUUAACCUUUACUUUAUUUGAUAAAGAAUAAAACAUUUUCAAUCUUCCUAUCAUGUAUUAAGAGUUUGGAAGUUUUAUAGAUUUCAUGUAAAGCAAGUAAAGCAUAUACAUUUCA